GUAUAGAAUAAUCUCCAUAUACUACAUUAUCAUACCCUAUUUUCUUUGACGUAGUGGUUGUAACAUUGAUAAUAGAUUCCUGAACGUGUCGAAGCAGUUUGUUCAUUAUUCAGACUCUCAUUCAGUUUGAUCAAUUCCAUGUCAAUUGUGUAUACAACAUAAUGUUUCGACAAUUAUUUUUCCUAGCCAGUUGGACGAUGCUAUACUCGGUUGUAGACGCGAAAAGAAUUUCACAAAUCAAAUGCGAAGAAUACAUCAACGGAACAAUAACAACCGUCCGAGUGAUCCCUCUUCUUCCAAAUCCAACUCCAAAGGAGAUCCAUGCGUUCAACUGCUCGAAGUCGGUGGAUCUAAUUGUUGGCGGUGUGGAAGCCAAGAAGGGUGAAUUCCGACAUCACACCCUGCUCGUAUGGGAAACCGACCAGCCGGACGUGUACUCGUUCCACUGCGGCGGAACGCUUAUCAGCGAUCUUUACGUCCUGACGGCAGCUCACUGUACAUCGUUGGGAACGGGCCACCGUGUGAGUCCUAAAUUUGUACGACUCGCUGAGUUGGAUUUGAGUGCUGAUGCUGGUGAGAUUGACAUCGACAUCGAUUCCAUUACUAGGCAUCCGCAGUACAGAUUCGGAAGAGUUUAUAAUGAUAUUGCGCUGAUUCGGCUUGCGGAGCGUGUGCAUUUCUCAUCAGUUGUUCGACCUGCUUGCUUGUGGGAUGGUGAAGAAAUGAAUUUUACCUCCGUGAUUGCAACGGGAUUUGGAAGAGUUGACUUUGAUGAAUCCCGGAACUCCGAUACGCUCCGUAAAGUACAACUGGAUAUCCUGAAACCGAAUGUUUGCAGUGAGCAUUUUUCGGGUACUCGUAACUUCAAUCGAGGAAUGACUGACCAGUUGCUAUGCAUUGGAAGUAAAGUGGGUGGACGAGAUACGUGUCAAGGUGACUCCGGAGGUCCGAUUCAGGUGCUGUUGAAUCCUCGAGGGUGCAUUUAUCACGUGGUUGGUAUUACCUCGGCAGGGUUGGCUUGCGGACUAGGAAAUAUGCCGGCGUUAUACACCAAAGUAUCAAGCUAUAUCGAUUGGAUUGAAGGAAUUGUAUGGGGUUGAUACUCCUGUGAUAAUUUCGAUUAGAGUCAUGUUUUAUAAGUAGGCUUUGCUGUUUGUACAAAACUUUUAGAAAUUAUUUAUACAUAUCUCGCGCUUAGUUUCAUAGGGGCGUAACUGUAUUGAUCGAUUUUAUAUUUUGUUAAUAACUCAAUUGUUUCGAAAGCUGUGAUUAUUGAUUCUGGUGCAAGUUACAAUUAGGGGAAACUGGGAUAAUAUGCACCCCCGAGGCAAAACAACCCUU
Messenger RNA from Armigeres subalbatus, 1341 nucleotides. RefSeq names its product serine protease snake-like. The record is from RefSeq and is a predicted model, not a curated record. Gene Ontology annotation, biological process: proteolysis. Lineage: Eukaryota; Metazoa; Arthropoda; Insecta; Diptera; Culicidae. Gene Ontology annotation, molecular function: serine-type endopeptidase activity. The transcript is spliced from 4 exons. The coding region runs from base 162 to 1100 and encodes 312 amino acids.